Messenger RNA from Daktulosphaira vitifoliae (grape phylloxera), 1458 nucleotides. Its product is annotated as venom protease-like. Gene Ontology annotation, molecular function: serine-type endopeptidase activity. The record is from RefSeq and is a predicted model, not a curated record. NCBI's taxonomy places the organism in Eukaryota, Metazoa, Arthropoda, Insecta, Hemiptera, Phylloxeridae. The coding region runs from base 84 to 1253 and encodes 389 amino acids. Gene Ontology annotation, biological process: proteolysis. The transcript is spliced from 7 exons.
AGAACGAUAGACUAAUAAAUAAUAAAUAAUAAAUUUUUCUAAAGAGCAUUAUAUAAUAUACAUUUGAUUUUAUUCUCUAAAAUAUGUCUAAACUAAUUAUCAUAUUUCUAAAUGUAUUGCUCAAUUUGUAUUUUACUUUCAGUUCAGGAAAUAGCAUUCUUCAUUUAAAUCUUACCGCAGGUGAAUUAUGUCUAAAAGGAAAUAAUGAAUUUACUUCCAAUUCUUAUUGCCGCCGUUUUGAUGAAUGUCCUGAGAGUAGAAGGCAAACUCCACAACACGUCGUUCCUAUACUAUGUUCGUUUGAUGAUUCAUAUCCUAUAAUAUGUUGCCUACCAAAGGACUAUGAAACGAAACGGCCAGAAAAUACGACCGAUGAUCAAAAACAAGUGGCUGGCAAAAUGUGUCAUAAAUAUUCUAAAUUUGUUCAUAGAAUACCGGAAGUUCCAGAUUUUGUGCCUUAUAUUGUCGGUGGUAAAAAAGCUGUACGUGCCGAAUUUCCUCACAUGGCUCUUAUAGGCUUUGGAGACACGAUUGAAGAAGUUGAUUGGACUUGUGGAGGCUCAUUAAUAAGUAAUAAUUGGGUUUUAUCAGCUGCGCAUUGUGUUGAGUAUGUAAUAUUACCGGAGGAUAUUCAUAUAGAAGGUGUUCCCAACAUUGUAAAAGCGAAGUGGGUUCGUCUUGGAGCUUUAUACGUAGAAGAUAGUAGUGAUUAUAAUUUUCGUAGCGAUUAUAAAAUAAUACAAAGUAUAAUUAAUCCAAACUAUCAAGAAGACAUUUCAUACAAUGAUAUUGCUUUAUUCCGGCUAGAUAGAGAAGUUCAAUUUUCAGAUUAUGUCAGACCUAUUUGCUUAAAUGUUGAUAAAUCCCUUGAACCCCAAAAAGUGCUGGCUACAGGCUGGGGCAAUACAUCACCUGGUGGAGAUUUUAGUUCUUGUCUAUUAAAAGUUGAGUUAGACUAUAUACCAGUUUCAUAUUGUAAUAAUACCUAUUCUUUAAAUGUGAUAGAAAACUUAAUAUUUGGAGUAUUUGAUGAAAUUCAAUUAUGUGCUGGUAGUUACCAAGGAGGAAAAGAUACAUGUCAGGGCGAUUCUGGAGGACCUCUUCAAAUAAAACACGCAAAUUACCCAGGAAUGUAUACACAAAUAGGAGUAACAUCUGUUGGAAAAUCAUGCGCAGAUAAAAAUUUUCCUGGUGUUUACACAAAAAUUUCCAAUUAUAUCUCGUGGAUUGAACAAAUUGUAUGGCCAAAUUAAAUACUCCUAGUGUAAAACAGAAAAAUUAAGGACUUUUUUUACUUAAAUAUUAAAAUUUUUAAACUACUUAAAAUUAUAAUCAUUUUUUUAGUUUUCGUUUAUAACUUCUUAAAAUAUUAACUAAAUUAGAGUUUUAUUAUCAUUUGUAUUUUAGAAUUAAACUUCAUUAAAUAUGAAUAUAAAUUAUACAUACUUUGAAUAACAA